ACGCGACACGCGAGUCAUUGCUGCCACCAUCUCCCCUCCCAAUGACAGGUCGGCCCCACCACGCAGCCCCCACCACCGUCGUCUCGCCACGCCGCGCCGCGCCGCGUCCCGCGGUGCGCGCCUAAAAUGCUUGUCGCUUCGCGCCACGGCGCUCACCCACGCCGCCGCCGCGCCGGAGGGAACGGCGUCGCCGACGAGCUCGCGUUGCCACUCGCGGGCGGCCUCGCGCUACUCCUCGCCUUCGUCACCGCCGCAGCCGUGCUCUCCGGUGGCGACCGCCGCGAGGAAGGCGAUCGCCGCCGGCCGGACCUGCCAGGCGGCGCGGCGGGCCCGCGAGUCGCCAUCUUCUCGGCGCCGCUGCCUCCGCCCGACAGCUCGCCGGCGCGGCAGGAGCUGGCGGUGCGGUCCUGGCUGGCGCUUCCGGGGAACGUCAGCGUCGUGCUCCUCGCCGCCCACCCGUCGGCUCACGCGCUCGCCGGGAGGCUCGGCGGCCGUGUCACCGUCGACGCCGCCAUAGAUAUCUCGUUCACCGGGACACCAUUCUUCCACUCCAUUGUUGCAAGAGCUCAAGCUGCUGAUUCCGACAUCUGCGUUCUCGUCGACGCCGAGAUCAUCCUGCUCCCGGAAACCAUCACAUUGCUGAAACAUUUCAGCAGAAGCGAUCUCGAUUGGCUCGUUUUUUCAGCGUCACGCAACAUUUCUGCUUUCCCCUAUCAUCUCGUUGACAAUGGGACGCAAUGGGCGGAUGAACAUGGCAAACAAGUCAGCUUCAAGAAGUUGCAGGAGAAUCAGUCUGACAAGUGGGCAGGACAUGGCAGUGACAGGGGGCUCAUUGUGGCAUGGAACAAUCCAAGCACUCGUAUGGUUGCAGGAGUAAUGCCUUCUUUUCUGAAUGGAAGAGGAGUACACAAUUGGUGGCUGAUUCAUGAGGUUCUCUCAUCUGAAACUAGACUUGUGUUUGAUGCAAGCAAUCUUGUUCUUGGAUUAUAUCCUGAAAAUUUCAGCGAAAAGCGCAGCACGAGCACUAGCAGAAAUGUUAGUAACCCUGAUGGAUCCUGGGAGUAUGAUGUCAAUCGACAUCUAGCUGCACUUUAUGGAUCGUAUUGCUAUGAAUUGCCAAGAAGAAACUCCCCCAUGGUGUAUAAAGUGGUGAAGCAGUUUGAAGAUUAUAUGUUUAGUAAAAAUGAAGGGCCAAACUUGUCAAAUUCUGUCAUAAACAAAGAACAAAAUGUACAUCCAGAGGGAGGUAGCCUGUGUGAAAAGGAGAUCAGCUACUCAUCAGCAGUUAAUUUGCCACAUUCUUUAGAAAUGCUCCUUGAACUUGUUGCUGACAAGAACAGGUCCGUUGUUCUUGCUGUGGCUGGUGCAAGUUACAGGGACAUGCUUAUGAGCUGGGUGUGCCGCUUGCGCCGUCUCCGGGUUACGAAUUUUGUAGUCUGUGCUCUAGAUCAGGAGACAUAUGAGUUUUCUGUUUUGCAGGGUAUGCCGGUUUCCAGAGAUACAUUAUCACCAAAUAAUGUCAGCUUUGAUGACUGCCACUUUGGAACCCAGUGUUUUCAGCAAGUGACCAAAGUCAAAUCAAGGAUUGUUCUGAAGAUUUUAAGACUGGGAUACAAUGUACUAUUGAGUGAUGUCGAUGUGUAUUGGUUCCAUAAUCCAGUGUCGUUCCUGCACUCUCUUGGCCCCGGCACAUUUGCAGCACAAUCAGAUGAAUUCAAUCAAACUGGACCCAUAAACAUGCCACGCCGGCUGAAUUCAGGUUUCUACUACGCGCGAUCAGACGACGCCACCAUCACCGCAAUGGAGAUGAUAGUAAAACAUGCAACAAAUUCAGGGCUAUCCGAGCAACCGAGUUUCUACGACAUCUUGUGCGGGAAAGAUGGCGCGAACCGCAUUGGCGACGACAGAUGCCUGGAGCCCAGCACGAACCUCACCAUCGUGUUCUUGAGCCGGGACAUGUUCCCCAAUGGAGCUUACGGUGGCCUCUGGGAGAAGAAGCAUGGUGUGAGCUCAGCUUGCAGGGAGCUUGGGUGUGUGAUCAUACACAACAACUGGGUGAAUGGGAGGAGGAAGAAGCUGCAUCGCCAGAUGGCCUCUGGGCUCUGGGACUAUGAUCCAGGCUCUAGGCUUUGCCUGCAGAAUUGGAGCAAUGCAAGUAGAUUCAGCGUUCAAACUGAUGAUCCCGUUUCAUAUGAUUCAUGACAUGUUCAACAUUCCAUAAUGAAAUUUCUGCAAUUUCGGGAAUUUCGAUACCCAUUACAAUAUCCUGUCAACCGAAAUUUCGGCAAUUUCCGAGAUUUCGUUUCUAUGGUGCCCAAAAAUGAUUUUUGAUUUC
Oryza sativa Japonica Group (Japanese rice) is the source of this 2335-nucleotide messenger RNA. RefSeq names its product beta-arabinofuranosyltransferase RAY1. NCBI's taxonomy places the organism in Eukaryota, Viridiplantae, Streptophyta, Magnoliopsida, Poales, Poaceae. Gene Ontology annotation, molecular function: glycosyltransferase activity. The record is from RefSeq and is a predicted model, not a curated record.